Hordeum vulgare subsp. vulgare (domesticated barley) is the source of this 699-nucleotide messenger RNA. Its product is annotated as pollen allergen Lol p 2-A-like. The coding region runs from base 40 to 399 and encodes 119 amino acids. NCBI's taxonomy places the organism in Eukaryota, Viridiplantae, Streptophyta, Magnoliopsida, Poales, Poaceae. The transcript has a single exon. The record is from RefSeq and is a predicted model, not a curated record.
AACAGCUCACAAUACUUGCGAGCUUAAUUUGAAACCAAGAUGGCAUCCUUUUCUUCGGCGUCCAUGCUCGCUCUAACCAUCAUGGCGGUGCUCAUCGCCGGUGCCCGGUGCGCCACCUCGGGGAAGGUUGGCUUGGCACUCGCCAAAGGCUCCACCCCCACCAACCUCAUGGUGGCCGCCAAAUGCUUUGGCGGCACUGCCGAAGACAUCUCCAAGAUGGAGGUCAAGGGGCAGGGCUCGGACAAGUGGAUUGACAUGAGCAAUGCGGGGAGCUCCGGUAAGGGGAACUCCGUCUGGAAGGCCGUAUCCUCUACCCCGCUCAAGGCCCCUCUUGCCAUCCGUUACACAACAAAGGAGGGCGCGAUUACUGUGAAUGACGACGCCAUUCGUUCAUUUUAGAAGAUUUGUCUAUCCAGGAUGCGCCACUUAAGGGUGUUAUUUGCUUUUUAUUUUGUUACCUUUCAUAAUUUUGACCUACAUGCUAAUAUGAUGAUCGCCUUCCAAGGACAAGGAAAGGUGUAGCAGAAAUAAUAAUCCCUUUUUCUUUUUCCUUGUUUUUGAGGGGAAAUAGUCUCUUUUUUCGGAAGGCCUAGUUUCAUGGCAUGUCUUCCGUGACCUGUGAAUGUACACUGGAAAAGCGGAUCCAGUUUAUGACUUACAUGUAUUUAGGGACUAUAGCACAUGCCUAUGCUAGGGGUU